AGUGAAGUUCCUGAAGUGACAACUUGAAAGUCGACAUCUUUGGACCAAAAUGGACCUGACAACAACAGUUUCUCUUCUUCUGCUGCUGCUUCUGGGCCUCUGUAAUGCUCAUCAACAAAGCUGUAUGACUUCUGAUUUUCUUGCAUUCAUAGAGAUCUCUGGGGAGGACAUUACCACAACCAUCCUCAGAAUGAACAAUGGAUCUACAGAUUUUCUGGUGGAAGGAGACAUACUCAUUCCAAGAACCAGAAAUGCUAUGAAGUGCACAAAUAAGCAAUACUCCUGUCGAUGGCCAAAGUCUCACACAUCUGGGACUGUUGACGUCCCUUACGUUCUAAGUGAUAAAUAUGAUAAUGUUGAGAAGAAGACCAUUUUAGAUGCCAUGAAGGGCUUUGAAACAGCAACCUGUGUUCGCUUCAUUCCACGCACAACAGAGAGCGCGUACCUAAGUAUUGAACCAAAAUAUGGCUGUUCCUCUUUGCUGGGUCGUAUUGGAGACAAGCAGGUGGUGUCACUGCAGAGGUUUGGCUGCAUCCAGCAUGGUAUCAUCCAGCAUGAGUUGCUGCAUGCACUUGGUUUCUACCAUGAACACACUCGAAGCGACCGCGACCAGUACAUCAGAGUCAACUGGCCAAACAUCAUAAAAGAUUAUUUCAACAAUUUUGAAAAGAUGGACACCAAUAAUCUCAACACUAAAUAUGAUUACUCCUCUGUCAUGCACUAUGGAAGGACUGCCUUCGGAAUUACUCCACAGUCAGAAACAUUAACUCCCAUCCCCAAUCCCAACGUUCCCAUCGGCCAGAAUGUUGGCAUGUCUGACAUCGACAUUCUCAGGGUCAACAUACUUUACCAGUGCAAGAAGUAAACGGGAAGAAAAUAUUAAAAGCAUUAUAAUAAAGCAU
This is a messenger RNA of Neolamprologus brichardi, 902 nucleotides long. NCBI's taxonomy places the organism in Eukaryota, Metazoa, Chordata, Actinopteri, Cichliformes, Cichlidae. The record is from RefSeq and is a predicted model, not a curated record.